Eruca vesicaria subsp. sativa (arugula) is the source of this 378-nucleotide messenger RNA. The record is from the annotation of a GenBank genome assembly. Lineage: Eukaryota; Viridiplantae; Streptophyta; Magnoliopsida; Brassicales; Brassicaceae.
AUGCGUUUUCUUUGUCCUCGAGGAAUUGGUGUUGAUGCUCGGGUUGACACCGACUUGCCUCGGUCCCUGGCUGAUAUCGUCGGAAAAACCUACACCUUCCAGCUCAAAUUGAAUGAUUUCAAUUUCACAUCAAAGAACCAGACUUUCACAUUUUUCCGCAUCUUCCCUGAGCGUGCGCUUGCACCUAUGGCAGCUUUUGUUGAGCAUGGAGGUCCAAAUGUCACUCAAGAGCAGGUGCCUCCGACUGUGGAUACAGGAACAGUUCCUGAUUUAGUUAGGUCAGUUUUCUCUUAUACUACAAUUGCUGAGAGUUCGGCAUCAAGCAAAGAUGAAGAUUCUACUGGUAAGAAGGCAAGGAAGAAAGCACGAGUUGAUUGA